AUGGACUUUCUGAUAAAAAAGGAGGAGCCCUCAUAUAGCGAACUUAUAAAGACACUCGAAAGAAAUGUAGCGAUCUUAAGAAUAGAAAAUCACUAUAAUUUAAAAAUCAGUUAUGAAUUGGAUGUUAAGCUCACGUGGUUCCACGAUAUAUCACGUGAUCUCGCGGAUAAACUUGAUUCUUUAUGGAAAUUAGCUGAAACGCAUCAGUCAACAAAAAAUGAAAUAAAACAAUUUGCCGAUCAAAUUGCAAAUUCAUGGACUUCUGUAAAUCGUCAGAUUUACGAAAAGUAUUCUAAAAUUCGAAUGGCUAGUCGAACAUUACAUGGAGUACCAUUAUCCUUAUUACUGGAUAAAAUAAAAAAAGAAAUUAUUCUGUUGAAAGUGUCAUUGCAAAUUUAUGAAUCUAUUUAUAACCAAGAAUAUAUACUAAAGGGAUACAAAUUAAUUACUGAAAGUGAAGAACUUAUAAGCAGCUUAGGAAAAUGUGAUAACAAGUUGCAACAAUACUUAUCUGUAUCAAAUAUUACUCCACAUCUUAUAAAAUUAAAAUCUGCAAUUGACAAAUAUGUAACCAAUAUUGAAUUAUUACCUACAAAAAAGUCACUUUUAUAUGACUUAAGUAUUUUUUCAUUAGUUGCAAAAUUAUUGACUGGUGAAUUACUGGGUCAUGAAUUUAUCGACUCUAAUUAUAUUCUAAUGGAAAAUAUGCCAAAAAAGCCAGUUUUUAUUAUUAAAAAUGUCAAACGUAAAUCAAUUUAUCCAUGUUACUCAACAUAG
This is a messenger RNA of Eufriesea mexicana, 777 nucleotides long. RefSeq lists its product as uncharacterized. NCBI's taxonomy places the organism in Eukaryota, Metazoa, Arthropoda, Insecta, Hymenoptera, Apidae. The record is from RefSeq and is a predicted model, not a curated record. Bases 1 to 777 code for a protein of 258 amino acids. The transcript is spliced from 4 exons.